Messenger RNA from Apus apus (common swift), 6011 nucleotides. It is a transcript of the gene MAP4K5, whose product is annotated as mitogen-activated protein kinase kinase kinase kinase 5. Gene Ontology annotation, molecular function: ATP binding; MAP kinase kinase kinase kinase activity. Bases 237 to 2873 code for a protein of 878 amino acids. The record is from RefSeq and is a predicted model, not a curated record. The transcript is spliced from 33 exons. Gene Ontology annotation, biological process: protein phosphorylation. Lineage: Eukaryota; Metazoa; Chordata; Aves; Apodiformes; Apodidae.
UGUGGGCUCGUCCGGGCGGUGCGUGCGUGGGGGCCGGGGCUGCGGCGGGCAGAGGGCCCGCGGGCUGGGGAGGAGGAGGAGGAGGAGGAGGCGCUCCCUCUCCGGCGGGACAAAGGGCUGCGGGCGCGCAGGAGCCAUGGGCCGGCUGCCGCGUUAGGAGCAUCCCCGGCCGGAGGGGCGAGGAGGGAAGCGGCCGCUGCUCCCCUUCCCUCGGCGGGGGCUGCGCGGGGCUGCAGAUGGAGCCGGCGGUGCGGCCGAGCGGGGAUAUCCUGAGGCGGAACCCGCAGCAGGACUACGAGCUGAUCCAGCGGGUGGGGAGCGGCACCUACGGCGAUGUCUACAAGGCUAGAAAUCUUCACACAGGAGAACUGGCUGCUGUAAAAAUCAUCAAGUUAGAACCUGGAGAUGACUUUUCAUUGAUACAGCAAGAAAUAUAUAUGGUUAAAGAAUGCAAACACUGCAACAUAGUCGCCUAUUUUGGGAGCUAUCUCAGCCGUGAGAAGCUGUGGAUAUGCAUGGAAUAUUGUGGUGGGGGAUCCCUCCAAGACAUUUACCAUGUAACAGGACCUCUGUCAGAGUUACAAAUUGCAUAUGUAUGCAGAGAAACUUUACAGGGACUUGCCUAUUUGCAUAUCAAGGGCAAAAUGCAUAGAGAUAUAAAGGGUGCAAAUAUUCUGCUAACAGACCACGGAGAUGUCAAAUUAGCUGACUUUGGUGUAGCAGCAAAAAUAACAGCCACCAUUGCGAAGAGGAAAUCGUUUAUUGGUACCCCUUACUGGAUGGCCCCAGAGGUGGCAGCAGUGGAAAAGAACGGUGGAUACAACCAGCUCUGUGACAUCUGGGCAGUUGGCAUCACGGCGAUCGAGCUGGCAGAGCUUCAGCCCCCCAUGUUUGAUCUUCACCCCAUGAGGGCUUUGUUUUUAAUGUCAAAAAGUAAUUUUCAACCACCUAAGCUAAAGGAAAAAGCAAAAUGGUCAUCAACAUUCCAUAGUUUUGUCAAAGUAGCACUUACAAAAAAUCCAAAGAAGAGACCAACAGCAGACAGGCUCCUCUCUCAUAGCUUUGUAGGACAGCCUGGUCUUUCCAGAUCUUUAGCAGUUGAGCUGUUGGACAAAGUUAAUAAUCCUGACAACCAUACACACUACAUGGGAGUUGAUGAUGAUGAUUUUGAGCCUCACUCCGUCAUCCGCCACACGAUUCGUUCUACCAACAGGAACGUGAGGGCAGAGAGAACAGCAUCAGAGAUAAACUUUGAUAAGCUGCAAUUUGAGCCCCCUCUGCGGAAAGAAACAGAAGCUCGGGAUGAAAUGGUUGUGGCAGCUGGCACUGACUUUGCUUCACAUUGGAAUCCUUUUGUUGAUGGUGGAAGCAGCAAGGGGCUGCUCACAAAAUUUGGCGACGGGAGCGAAGAUGUUGAAGAAUCAACACUAAAGCGAGCUGGGCCACCUCCACUACCUCCUAAGCCAAGAAUAAGCAGCUACCCUGAGGAGAACCUCCCGGAUGAUGAGAAAUGCCAGACAAUAAAACAUUUCCCAGACCCUCAGAGCAGAGCCCCACCAGCUCACAGGAGACAGAGCAUCCCUGUCUGUGGACCACAGUCUGAUGCUUCCCCUGUUGGUAUGACCAGCAGCAUCAGCAGCCCAGGGUUGCUCACAGCCAGAUACAGUGACUUAGGAAAUGGGGAAGGGAUGCUGAAACUCAUUGAAGAAAAUGCAGAAGGGUCUGGACAAAUCCCUCAACUGCCAAGGAAAAAAGAGAAAAGAGAUUUUCCUAAACCAGCCAUCAAUGGUUUGCCACCAACCCCAAAGGUGCUGAUGGGAGCGUGUUUUUCCAAAGUCUUUGAUGGUUGCCCUCUGAAGAUUAAUUGUGCAACAUCAUGGAUACAUCCAGAUACUAAAGAUCAGUACAUUAUCUUUGGCACGGAAGAAGGAAUCUAUACUUUGAAUCUGAAUGAACUGCACGAAGCAACAAUGGAACAGUUAUUUCCCCGGAAGUGCACUUGGCUCUAUGUUAUCAAUAACACCUUAAUGUCCUUGUCAGGGAAAACAUUCCAGCUCUACUCCCAUAAUUUAAUAGCUUUGUUUGAACAAGCCAAAAAAACAGGAUUAGCUGCUCAUAUUCAAACCCAUAGGUUUCCUGACAAAAUAUUGCCAAGGAAGUUUGCCUUAACGACUAAGAUCCCUGAUACAAAAGGAUGCCACAAAUGCUGUAUAGUACGAAAUCCAUACACGGGACACAAGUACCUGUGUGGAGCUUUGCAGUCUGGAAUUGUUCUACUCCAGUGGUAUGAGCCAAUGCAGAAAUUCAUGUUAAUAAAGCACUUUGAUUUUCCUUUGCCAAGCCCUCUGAAUGUGUUUGAGAUGCUGGUGAUACCAGAGCAGGAGUACCCAAUGGUCUGUGUGGCCAUCAGCAGGGGCACUGAACCAAACCAGGUCGUUCAGUUUGAGACAAUCAACUUGAACUCUGCUUCCUCGUGGUUUACAGAAAUUGGUGCAGGCAAUCAGCAGUUAGAUGCCAUUCAUGUGACACAGCUGGAAAGAGACACUGUCCUAGUCUGCCUGGACAAAUUUGUGAAAAUUGUGAAUUUACAAGGGAAACUGAAGUCAAGCAAGAAAUUGGCCUCUGAGCUGAGCUUUGAUUUCUGCAUUGAGUCAGUGGUGUGCCUUCAGGACAGUGUGCUGGCCUUCUGGAAACAUGGCAUGCAGGGCAAAAGCUUUAAGUCAGAUGAAGUCACGCAGGAGAUAUCAGAUGAAACCAGGGUUUUCCGCUUACUGGGAUCAGACAGAGUGGUGGUGUUGGAAAGCAGGCCGACAGAAAACCCGACUGCCCACAGCAAUCUCUACAUCCUGGCUGGACACGAGAACAGUUACUAAGCACCAUGAACCCAGUGCCAGUAGCAGAGUGAAUUCGCCCCCGGAGAAACAAAAGGAGCAUUAGGAAACUCAGUGACUCACUGUUUCUUCUCUUGACACCUACAUGAUGCUGGUUUAGGGUGGAAAUCAAUACAUUUUUUGCAGCUGGGAACAGCUGGUUCUGUCUCUUGCCACUGUGUGGUUGGUUGUAUCGAGUUUGCUUAAUAAAAGCUAUGAGAUAAGUAGCCCUUUACUCAUUAGUUGUAGGGAAACAGAGCCUUUGAAAAUGUUUUGCAGUAAAGGUGCCAUAAACUGUUAAAUACUUCACUUCCCUUUGGGUUUUCUUUAUAUUCUGUAGAUACAGUGCUGGCAGUUCCCCUGUUUUAUACUGAGUCUUAUUCUUAAUUAAAAAGAUUUGUGUAGGAAGUGAAAAGUAUCUGCAAAGCUUUUUGGUUUUAAAUCUGCCAUUCAGUAUGGCUUUGUAUAAUAGACUAUUUAAUCCUUAUUUAUUAAUCUGCUGCUAGAACGGUGUAAUGUAUCUAACUUUUAGCAAAGGAAGGUUGCAGAGCAGCUUACAAUUUUGUUUGUGUUUUUUUUUUUUUACAAUUGUAUAAAGAUUUGAUUAUUCUUUUUUUCCUUUAGGGUUGUAGUGCAUUAUUGAGGGGUAUGUUACCAUGUUGGUUGAUCUUGUAAAAAUGCAGUUUUGUACAACAAAAUAUUUUGUAUGGAUUUUUUUUUUUUUUUGGCCUGCAGAAUUGCCAUAAAAGGGAUUUGUCUUAUUUACUACUCGAUGUAGGGUGUGUGUACACAAAAUAUAAUAUUGAUAUCAAACAUGUUGCUACUGGGUGGGUGUGUACACUAUACGUGUGUGUGCAUGUGUGGUUAAGUUGACUGGCAGUCUGUAUUUUUUAUAUAUAUAUAUUUAUAUAUAUAUAUAUAUAAAUGUACAAAAUCUAUAUGCUUUAUUUUCAUAAAUUAGGGAUAAGCCUUGUGACAUGAAAUGGAAAUUGUACCUGAUCAUCCUUAAUGAAUCAAAGUAUCAUGUAUCAAGCUGCCCACGACGUAUAGUUUAUUUAUACUAUUCCAGGGGGAGCCUGUAGUGGUAAUGGAGCUUACAAGCUUUUUUGUUUCUGUUGUCAGACAGCUGUCUGAGAUGGUUGUUUCCCCAGAUGUGUAGUAUAAAUAAAUAUGAUAAGAACCAGUAUUCUAUAUAAAAGCUUUUGAUCACUUUUUGCCCUCUCCCUCACCUGCAUAUUUCUUUCUCUUUUUAUUUCUUCAUUGAAGAGUCACAUCGGUUUCUUUUGUCUUCCUCACUGGUUACAAUUCUUGAGGUACCAUUAAAUAUAAAUACAGUCUGACUACAUGAUAGCAUCUGGUUUUACUACCUCACAUUAAUCUGCUAGCUUUGAUGUCAGUAAACACAGUCCUUGUGCAGAUACAGCAGCAGUUCCUACAGGUUGGAAUGGCAAGGGUUUGAAGUUGCACUGCACACGGUGCCUCUUCGACAGCUGUGAUUGCUCCCCUGGGAAAGGCAGGGGAGAAGUUUCACAGGUCGUUAUAAUAAAGCAGUCCAGGUAAGUGUGUUGGUGCAAGGGCUUGGCCUGUCUGAGGGCUCUGCUGACCCAGCAGGGCAGUUUGAUCUGAGCUGGCAACCCGAGGAGCGGGGUUGUCAGGAGACACGCUGGAGGGAUGACCUCGGCCUGCGAUGACUCCCUGGUGUCUGCUGGGUGCCAGGGAUAGCUGCAGUUCUGUGUUGUUCCGAAGGUCUGGAAGGAAAAACAGACUUGGGCAGAAUUUAGCAUUUUAUCCACUUUGCAUUGUCAUUCAAAACUAAUCCUUGUUCUUGGCCUGGUAUUGAAAUCCAGCUUUUCAGUUCUGAAACCGUAUUAAAGUGUCAUAAAAAAUAAGUGUAUGGAUACAACUUAAAAACCAGUUCACAUCAGCUGUUACUGGAUCAGCAGUAUUAAGAGAGCCAUGUCAUUUUUGUGGUUUCAAGAAAAUGAGUUUUCUAGGACUGAAAUUACUUCUCCAUAGGUAACAGUGAUUGGUGAUUAACUCUCAGAUGUUAUUAACUCCUAGUCUACAAAGACUUUUAAACGAAAAACAAAGUGAAGCACCAGGUGCAGAUGUCAUAGAGCAAACACUUUCCCUUAACUUACCUCAUUCACUGCCGAAGGUAAUUUUGGCUUCACCUUUGCAAACCCUUAAAGACUAGAGAAAUCUGUAAAUAAACUAUGAAUAUUUAUGGGGAGUAACUGGAGUAAAUAACUAUUAGGUCACUACACUGUCAUGCAGAAUAAUGAAUUGAAAAUUAUUUUGCUUUGAAUGACAUGGAUAACUGGUGAUUUGCUGAAUCAUAAAAAACGAAUCCAGGAAAGUCCUCAUUUAAUCAAACUCAUUUUUUAGCUGUUCAAGCAUUUCUAAUGGCACAUUCUGAAACGGUUGGUCUGGUUUUAUAGACGGUGGCAUUUUGGGCAUGAUCUGCAAGUGUAAAACCUCAUGAUCCUAGUGUAAAACCUCACUGGUUGCUCUUGUGGAGUCUCUCACAACAGAUUUGCAUGUUUCAUAGCUGAACCGGCCAGUCACGGUGACUCUGACCAGUAUCAUUUGUAUUUGUUCAAGUUAGUCUGGGAUUGUCUGUAUUUUUCUUGUUUUUGUGAUAUUUCAGCCAGGGUUGAGAAAGCCUAGUGUGUGGUUUUGGAGUUUGAUAAAGCUUGCUCACCCCCUCAUUACUCUUUUGACAGGUAUCAAAGUGUUAGUUAUUGGAUGCAUAAGAUUCAUGUAUUCAACUUUGAAAGCCUUAAAACAGGCUCCCAGUGCUCUUUGAAGUACAAACAGUAUUUGAAGAGCAGCCUGUAGAUGAAUCUGUCCUGAUUUCCUAACCAAAUUCAUUGUAACUGAAAAAUAGAGCUGUAAUUGUGUUGACAUCUCUUCAAAAGAUAAAAGGUACAACUCAUCAGCAAGCCACGUCUCUGACUGAAAAGGACAAGACUGGGAGACUUCCUGAAAUGUACUUUUUACCUUGUUUAGUCAUUAGAUUGUAACUGAGACUCUAACUGCACUUGUUCCAGUUUGUGUAACUAGGCUUUGUUCUACAUAAAUUUCUGUUGCAGUUCAUUUCAGUCUAUGCCAAAUAAACUAUGCUUUAUUUGAUACCUA